GAUGCCGCUCGGGCAAUGGAGGCGUUUGCCCGCGGCCACCACUCCGAUAGGGCGCAGGGUGGUGCUGGUCACCUCUGGGGGCACCAAGGUCCCGCUAGAAUCUCGCACCGUUCGCUUCCUGGAUAAUUUCAGCAGCGGCCGCCGGGGGGCAGCAUCAGCCGAGUAUUUCCUGCAAGCUGGUUACGCCGUCCUCUUUCUGCACAGACAUCGCUCCAUGUACCCGUACAGCCGGCGCUAUGCUGCCACCAACUGGCUGGAUGUCCUGCGGCUGCACCUGCCCAGCGCCCCGGGGGAUGACGCUCCCAGAGUGGAGGCUGAACAGAGCCAGCUGCCGGGCAUCGUGCAGAUCCUGCAGGACUAUAAGAGCACGAAGGAGUCCGGCAGGCUGCUGCCCAUAGAGUUCAAUACCCUGUCCGACUACCUGCACCUGCUGCUGGCCGCUGCCCAGGCCCUCAGCCCUCUAGGAUCCAGUGCUAUGUUCUACCUGGCUGCAGCAGUAUCAGACUUCUACAUCCCUGCCUCAGAGAUCCCCGAGCACAAGAUCCAGUCCUCUAGCGGCCCCUUACAGAUCACAAUGAAGAUGGUUCCCAAAAUGCUGUCUCCCUUGGUGAAGGACUGGGCCCCCAAAGCCUUUGUUAUUUCUUUUAAACUAGAGACCGAUACAGAAAUCCUAAUAGAGAAAGCGCGGAAAGCGCUGGAGACCUACCGCCAUCAGGUGGUGGUGGCAAACAUCCUGGACACGCGGAGAGCGUAUGUGGUGGUGGUGACCAGCAGAGAAGAGGCUACGCUCUCCGUAUCUGAUGAAGAAGACCGCUCAGGGGUGGAGAUAGAAGAAAAGAUCAUCAAGGAUCUGACCUUGCGCCACACGCAGUUUAUUGAAGGGACUGAAGUCAACUAGCUGCCCGUCCUGACACUCGGCCCUCAGUAUAAUUUAGGGUUGCGAGGCGUACUGUAUACAGGAAUUGGACUGUUCAUGUCUGGUCUUCUGGCACUAAUGAUGCUCAACUUGACAUCCAGUUGUUGGGUUCUACUUGUCCUUGCAAAUAAGGUGAGACCAGGCAGUGUGGCAGCAGGUACACUAACUUGGGGUGGUCCUUCUUCCCAUUCAUGAUUAUCCAGAAGUAGAGUGGACAGCAGCAUCUGUAAAAUUCAUCCAAAUUUGUUUAACCCAUAGUAAUAUACAGAGAAUCGGCUGUGUCCUGACCCUUUACCUUCUGGGUCAUAACAGGCAUCGAUCAACGACAUAACCAGGUAAUCGGUUCUCAGUUUAAAGGGCUUUAAGGGAUGAAUGAGACGGGUAGGAGAGGGACUGUACAACCGCCAAACGAUGUUUGAAUCCUGAGACAACAAAUAUGCAGUGGUAAGAAUAAUAAUAAUAAUACAUGGCGCCAUUAUAUCAUGUGAGCGUUGACUGUAUCCAUAGGGAAGCUUGUGCAGGUCCAUGGUUUACAUACAGCCAGAGAUAAACUACACAGUCACAUCACAUUAUUAUGACCAGCAGCUAAUAUCCAGAGUAACCCCCACAGGUAUGUGGAGCCAUGCUGACUGCAGUGCAUCCCCCAUCUGCAGACGGAUCCUUAGUGCGAACGUGACGAUCAAGGUGGUCCGACAGAUGCUCAAUUGGGUUCAAGUCUGGGAAUUAGAGGCACAAAGUAGUACUUGGAAGUCUUGGUCAUGCUCUUCCAAUGAAUGUUGGACAUUUCAAGCCGCGUGACUUCACAUUGCUGGUAGAGCCCAUCUGCUCCAGGGAAGAUAGUCAGUGUGUGAGGUUGUACGUGAUCUGCAAGGAUGGAUUCAUACCUAUAUCAGUUGAGAGUUCCACAUGGAUGAGUGGGCCCAGAGAAUGCCAAGAAAACCUUCCUCAGACCAUAACUCUGCCACCACCAGGUUGUGUUCUUCCAGCAAUGGUUGCAGGGUUUUUGUUCUCUGAUGUUUCUUACCAACGUUCAUCCGCAGAAAACUUCUUUCAUCAGUGAAGACAACCCUUUGCCAAUUGGUAAUGGUCCAAUUCCAAUACCACAGUGAAAAUGAAAGCCUGUCUGCUGAUGCAACUUUGUUAGCAGAGGUGCAGUGACCGUCCGUCUGCUUCAGAGCCCCAUACGCAGUAGGUUUCUCUGAACUGUUUUAGACACACGUCUGGUGGCCCCCUGGUCCAUUUUGGCUGUGAGCUGCUCCACUGUAGUGUCAGUCCGCCCUUGUGCACCUUCAUAACCUAAGUUCACCUCUCACAUCAAUGGCACGUGGUGCUCCGCAGUUUCCACAUCGCUUAUUAACAAUGGUGCCAUCUGUAUACAUGAUACACGUUCACCACAGCAGCACGAGAGCAGUUCACAAACUGCGCAGUCUCAGAAAGAAGUAAUACCGCCACUCUUGGCCCAAAAGCCAAUCAUCAUCCCUCUUUGCAACUCUGAUAAAUCGCCUAUUUUACCCAUGACAACAGCGAGAGAUAUGUGUGCAGACAGCCUAUCACACCCUAUAUACCCACUGAGCCAGCUCACCACCAGGACUUCCUUCACCAGCUACACACUGCCGACAUCAAAAGUGGUCGUAAUAACCUGAUUCAAUUGUGUAUACACCGUUUACAUUUUGUCUUCAGACGCUACUUUAUUGCUCAGUGGACAGGACUCAUCUCUUAAGAUGUUUUUUAUUAUUAGUUUAUGUGUAAUAAAGGCUAAUUUUAUCCUU
Messenger RNA from Bufo gargarizans (Asiatic toad), 2685 nucleotides. It is a transcript of the gene PPCS, whose product is annotated as phosphopantothenoylcysteine synthetase. The transcript is spliced from 3 exons. Gene Ontology annotation, molecular function: phosphopantothenate--cysteine ligase activity. Gene Ontology annotation, biological process: coenzyme A biosynthetic process. The record is from RefSeq and is a predicted model, not a curated record. Bases 2 to 898 code for a protein of 298 amino acids. Gene Ontology annotation, cellular component: nucleus; cytoplasm. Lineage: Eukaryota; Metazoa; Chordata; Amphibia; Anura; Bufonidae.